AUGACAUUCCAACCAGAUAGAAGAGAGGACGAGGAGUCUAGUCUGAUUCCUCCCACUUCACAGGAGCCAUCGGGCACAACAAUCACAGACUUUUUGCCUAUCCCUGAUGUCCAGCAAAUAACGGAUCCAGACCAAGAAUCAAAGGCCAACCACCUCACCGACGAGCCCACACUCUCGCACGCACUGGCAACUGACGACCACGAGGAAAAGGGUGCUGCUCAGAUGGACCAUGACCAUGAGGAUGUUGCCGAUCUCGGUUGGCACAAGAAGAAGGAUGGCAUGCCCGAUCCUUUGGUCGGCGGGCUUGACAAUGAGGAGCUGUGGCUGCUGAUGAGACGUUUCAAUAAGCAGAUGUACCACGUCAAGGAGGUCCCGAAUGCCGUUCCCGGAAAUCUCGACCUCAACAUCUCUGAUGAUGAGGAGUUCUCACCAGACAAACUGCGAGCAAACAUUGAGCGACUGUACAUGACGGUCAUAAUCGGGUUGCUGGCGACAGUCAAGCACAUAGCGUGUCUUCGCUCGUGGCGUGAAACCAGGAGAACGACUGCGUUUUGCGCAGCCUACACGAUCGCCUGGGCUUUUGAUUUCGUCGUCCCUCUCAUUGUCGUUACUCUAAUUACGCUCAUUGUAUACCCGCCGUCUAGAAGCAUCUUGUUCCCGCCUGCUCCUAUUGCCUUGGUCGACAAUACAACCGGAGGUGUCCAGAAGCCAAAAGCUGGUGUACUUGGAAGUCAUGAUUCUGCCACGGGUGCUCCUGAAAAUCACAAGGGCGAAGCAGUCGAGCAGGAAGCCAGCAACUUCUUCAAUGGAAUCACUUCUGUUGUCCUAACUGGCGCCACCGGAAAACACCCGCAAGGCGAUCCCACCUCUGACGAGAACGAGCCUGGAGAUGGGGUGCCCGAUCCUUCUAGCAUUGCCGUCCAUGCAGCGGACGCAAAAGAUGUAGCCGCUGGAGGCAAACCAUCAGCUAAGCAUGACAAGACCAAGGUUCCCGUGGAGAACGCCAUGUGGACCAAGAUGCGUCCCGUGAUGCAUGGAAUCGCCGAUGUUUCAGACACCUGGGAGAGGUUCGGUAACGCGCUCUCGCCGACGACUCCCUUUCCCAGAGAUGUUUAUCGCCUCAGACUUGCAGCUCUCGUUGCGCCCCUACUUCUUGUCUCGUUCUUUGUCACGUCUUACAUGUUCAUGAAGGGCGUUACUUUUGGUGUUGGAUUUGGUUUCUUUGGCGAUCCCAUCAUCACUCGCGGAAUCGCGCUCCUUAAUCGCAAAUUCCCCCACUGGCAGAAGCUAUUGGAACUCCGUAACACAGUUCUCAAAGGCGUACCGACCAAUGCUCAGCUCACACUCACCCUUCUCCGCAUUGGCGAGGCAAACAAGGCUCCUCUCCCGCCGGCGCCACGCCUUCAGCAAGCCCCACCUGAAAAGCCAGCAGAUGUCACGGAUGCAGAAUUGCGUGCAACAGGCGCAGAGCCCCCUCUGAAUGCCACGGAAGAUGAACUGAACGAAGCCAUGCAACAUGACCCGUCUGUGCCACAUGAGACUGGAGGCGAAGACAUUGACGCGGCCAAGACACCAAAGCAUGGAAAGAAGGGCAGCAAGCUGCUUGGUUUCUUCAGAGGUACCGUCAAGGGGGCAGUCAAGACUUCAAUGGGUGCCGACAAGGUCAGGGCCAAGGCAGGCUCUCAUCAUGCCAAGGACCGAUUGGGAGCAGCACCUCGUCCAGACAUUAGUCUCUUGUCCGGGCCUGUCAACUUCAAGGCCCGUUUUAAUGGCAAGGAAGGCCACGUUUACAUAACAACAAAAGCCACUAUCCCGGCUGUUGCUUUCAGCACUGACAGCACAAUUGAAAAGAUUGGCACCGAGGACAGAGAAGAUUUGCAUCCAUUGUGGAGCAUUCCUGUCGCGGAUAUCAAAGAACUGAAAAAGACUGGCGGUUAUGGCUGGAAAGCCAAGCUUGUUGUUGGCUGGUCUCUGCGUAGAGAGGUAGCCGACGCAUUGGAAAUAAUAGACAGGACAGGACAAAUGUGGAAGGUUACCGCAUUGCCGCUGAGAGAUGAGCUGUUCAACAGGCUGAUUGCCAUGGGAGGACAGAAGUGGGAGGCUUGGUAA
Messenger RNA from Pestalotiopsis fici W106-1, 2109 nucleotides. RefSeq lists its product as uncharacterized. The transcript has 4 exons. The record is from RefSeq and is a predicted model, not a curated record. Bases 1 to 2109 code for a protein of 702 amino acids. NCBI's taxonomy places the organism in Eukaryota, Fungi, Ascomycota, Sordariomycetes, Amphisphaeriales, Sporocadaceae.